Molecule: messenger RNA, 1126 nt
Organism: Zerene cesonia (dogface butterfly)
Lineage: Eukaryota; Metazoa; Arthropoda; Insecta; Lepidoptera; Pieridae
Product: elongation of very long chain fatty acids protein 4-like
Exons: 7
Coding region: 127-1008 (293 amino acids)
Biological process (GO): very long-chain fatty acid biosynthetic process; fatty acid elongation, monounsaturated fatty acid; fatty acid elongation, polyunsaturated fatty acid
Cellular component (GO): endoplasmic reticulum membrane
Molecular function (GO): fatty acid elongase activity
Source: RefSeq, a predicted model, not a curated record
GUUUUACGAGGUGCGCGUGCGCAGUUGACCGCCAUACUUUGAGACCGCGGGUCGGCAUUGAUCGCGAGUGUUUGUGAGUGGUGUGCUUUAUUUAUUAUAUUGCUAUAGGUAUCGUAAAAGUUAAUAAUGGCGACGAUAGUAAAUUCAACGCAAAGUGUUUUACGAGACACAUACGAUUAUUAUUUGUGGACCCUAUCACUGUCUGACAAACGAACAGAAGGCUGGCCUCUAGUCGACUCGCCGUUGCCGACAUUCGUGUACACCCUCCUUUAUCUCUUCAUAGUGUGGAUCGGGCCUAAGCUAAUGAAGAACAGGCGGCCGUUCAAACUAACCUGGCUGUUAGUACCGUACAACUUAGCUAUGGCCGCAUUGAACGCAUACAUCGCAGUGAGGCUGCUAACAGCGUCGUUUCGGUUACGGUAUAGCUAUAUUUGCGAGCCGUGUAGGCAGAGAUAUGACCCGGAUGAAUUGCAAAUAGCAGACGCCGUCUGGUGGUAUUACUUCUCGAAGCUUCUAGAAUUCUGUGACACAUUCUUCUUCAUUCUACGGAAGAAGGACGAGCAGUUGACCUUCUUGCAUGUAUACCAUCACUCUACUAUGUUCUCAUUUUGGUGGAUCGGAAUCAAAUGGGUACCCAGUGGAUCAACGUUCCUGCCGGCUAUGGUCAACAGCGGUAUCCACGUACUGAUGUAUACCUACUACGGAUUGUCAGUCUUUGGGCCGACAGUCAGCCAGUAUCUAUGGUGGAAGAAAUACUUGACAAUCUUGCAAUUGAUCCAGUUCACCUGUGCCCUGAUCCUGGGUAUCAACGGCAUCAGGACCGGCUGCGAGUUCCCCCUCUGGAUGCACUACGUUCUCAUCAUCUACAUGAUCUCCUUCAUCGUACUCUUCGGAAACUUCUACAUGAAGGCGUAUAUGGCUAAGGGGAGCAAAUGCAUGGAAGUUAGAUACGGACAGUGCCUCGACGACGAAGAAACUAUUCAGGCGAGGAAAUUAAAGAAUAACUAACGCUAAAUUAUAUUUAUCUAUGUAAUUUAUUCAAUUAGUCGUUAAUGUAGUCGUAAGAGCUCUCUCAGUACAAUCAUACCAUUGUAAUGUAUGUUAAAUAAAUAAUUGUUGAGUUUAA